Culicoides brevitarsis is the source of this 4499-nucleotide messenger RNA. It is a transcript of the gene Pfas, whose product is annotated as phosphoribosylformylglycinamidine synthase. The coding region runs from base 308 to 4390 and encodes 1360 amino acids. Gene Ontology annotation, molecular function: phosphoribosylformylglycinamidine synthase activity. Gene Ontology annotation, biological process: 'de novo' IMP biosynthetic process. The transcript has 5 exons. The record is from RefSeq and is a predicted model, not a curated record. NCBI's taxonomy places the organism in Eukaryota, Metazoa, Arthropoda, Insecta, Diptera, Ceratopogonidae.
GACUUCAUUCAAGUCGUCUUAAAGUCAAUAACAAAAAAUAUUAUCACACAAAACAUUCCAUUUACAAAUUAAUUCCAAUUUUUUAGCGAAUUUUUAAGAUUUUCAAGGCUAACUUCAAUAUUAAAGGAUUUAAAAAGUUUCUGAAUGCAGUUGUCGUCUCAUCAAGAAUAGCAGAAAGUAACGGAAUCUGUGCAGUCCAUCAUUGUAUCUCGUUGUGGAAAGACUUGUUUCUUCGGUCUAGCGCAAGUACAAAAAUAGUGAAAUUUAUUACGGUGACGUAUAGAAAAGAGAUAAGAAAAAAGAAACUAUGGGAAUUGUUCGAUUUUUCUCGCUUAAUGCAUUUAAUGAUGCAAAGUUCAAAGCCAUUUUGGAAAGUUUAAAGAAGACCCAUCCAACGGUCACUGGACUUUCUACGGAAAUCUGUUAUCACAUUGAAACAUCGAAAGGAUUCAAAUUGAGUGACAAUGACCUCAAAACGUUGCGUUGGAUCCUCAAGGAACCCCAAUCCGAGGAUUCUCUCGCACACGAAAGUCAACUUUCGGCAGUCGAUAACACGCAAAUGCUCAUCGAGAUCGGACCACGUUUCAAUUUUUCGACUGCUGACUCAACAAACAGCGUUUCCAUCUGUCACAGUGCCCACAUCACGGCCGUUACACGUGUCGAGAAAUCAAUUCGGUACUUGAUAUCAUUUAGCAGCGCCGUAGCAAGUCCUCAAAAAGUAAAUGACGAGCUUGUUGCCUUGCUGGGUGAUCGGAUGACGCAAUGUCAGUACACUGUGAAGAAUUUACCGAAAGAAAGUUUUGACGAACAACUUCCGGCUGUGCCGAAGGACUCGUGGUUCUUCGUGCCAGUGUUGAAGGAUGGUCGUAAGGCACUCGAAAAGGUCAAUAAGGACUUGGGUCUGGCUUUUGACAAUUGGGAUCUGGAUUAUUACACGAAUUUGUUCCAGAAUACCUUGAAACGCGAUCCAACUAGUGUGGAGUUGUUUGACUUUGCCCAAAGUAAUAGCGAACAUUCGCGUCAUUGGUUCUUCCGUGGAAAGAUGUUCCUGGAUGGAGUUGAGCAAGAAAAAUCAUUGAUUCGGAUGAUCAUCGAUACGCAAGAACACACGAAUUUGAAUAAUACAAUCAAGUUUAGUGAUAACAGCAGCGCUAUUAAAGGCUAUACACACGAAACACUCGUCCCGAAAUGUUUUAGUGGACCUGGAGUUGUUCAAGUUAAGAAAGUUGAAUCGGAUUUGAUUUUCACAGCUGAAACGCACAAUAUGCCAACUGCUGUUGCGCCAUUUAGUGGAGCUACAACAGGCACCGGUGGGAGAAUCAGAGACGUCCAAGGGGUUGGUCGAGGUGGUCUUACGAUUGCCGGUACAGCUGGAUAUUGCGUCGGAAGUUUGAAUAUUCCCGGCUACAGUCUUCCCGAUGACUUGACAAACGUCGAAUAUCCCCCUUCGUUCGAAAAACCCUUGAAAGUGAUCAUUGAAGCGAGUAACGGUGCCUCAGACUAUGGCAAUAAGUUUGGUGAGCCCGUUAUCACUGGUUUUGCCGUGUCUUAUGGCGUCGUGAAUGCUGAAGGCAAGCGCGACGAAUAUGUCAAGCCAAUCAUGUUCAGUGGCGGCUUAGGGACAAUGUUGUCGUCACAAACGAAGAAAAAUGAUCCAGAAAAGGGAAUGUUGUUGGCCAAAAUUGGCGGUCCCGUUUACCGCAUUGGCGUCGGUGGUGGCGCCGCAAGUUCCGUGGAAGUUCAAGGCGACAACAGCAGCGAGUUGGACUUUAAUGCGGUCCAAAGAGGCGAUGCUGAAAUGGAAAAUAAGUUAAAUCGCGUAGUUCGGGCAUGCAUCGAACUCGGAGACAACAAUCCCAUUCAAGCGAUCCACGAUCAAGGAGCUGGCGGCAAUGGAAAUGUCCUCAAGGAGCUAGUUGAGCCGGGAUAUGCCGGAGCUGUGAUCUUCACGAAAGAAUUCCAGCUGGGUGAUCCGACAAUAACUGCUUUAGAACUGUGGGGAGCGGAAUAUCAAGAAAAUAACGCAAUUCUAGUGAAACCUAAAGACCGCAAAUUUUUGGAGGAAAUUUGCGCGAGAGAACGUUGUCCUAUCAGUUUCGUUGGAUUUGUAACUGGCGAAGGUUACGUAACUCUAAUCGAAAGUGCAGCUGAUAACGACAAGUAUGUAAGUCGCGAGACACGUGAAACAUGGGGAGAUCUUCCAUUCGACAUGCAUUUGAAGGAAGUUUUGGGUGAAAUGCCUAAGAAAGAGUACCAACUACAACAUGUCGCCCAAACAUUCAAACCUCUCGAAUUGCCGGCCUAUGGCGAUAACUACAACGAAGCUUUGUUGAAUGUCUUGUCGCUCAUGACAGUUGGUAGCAAGCGUUUCCUUACAAAUAAAGUCGAUCGUUGUGUCACCGGUCUCAUCGCACAACAGCAAUGUGUCGGUCCACUCCAUACCCCCUUGGCUGAUUGUGCCAUUACCGCAGUGAGCCAUUUCACGCAUCAAGGAAUUGCCACGAGUAUCGGCACGCAACCCAUCAAAGGCCUUAUUUCCGCGGAAGCUGGAGCCCGCAUGUCCGUUGCCGAAGCACUUUCGAAUUUAGUGUUUGCUGGAAUCACGGAGCUACCUGAUGUCAAGUGCUCCGGAAACUGGAUGUGGGCCGCCAAGUUGCCCGGCGAAGGUGCCAAGAUGUUCGAUGCUUGCAAAGCCAUGUGCGACAUCAUGGAAGUACUCCAAAUUGCCGUGGAUGGUGGUAAAGACUCUUUAUCGAUGGCUGCUCGUGUGAAAGAUGAAACAAUCAAAAGUCCGGGAACUUUGGUGAUUUCCACUUAUGCACCGUGUCCCGAUGUUCGUGUCAAGGUAACGCCAGAUCUCAAGUCCCCGCAAGCCUUUAAGAAAGGCGAAUUGGUCUGGGUCAAUAUUGAGUCGAAAUUCCGUUUGGGCGCAUCAGCGCUCGCACAAUCUUUGAAACAACAAGGCGAUGACACGCCAGACUUGGAGAAUCCACUUAUCUUACGCAAUGCUUUCAACGUCACCCAAAAUCUCUUGAAAGACGGAAAACUCUUGGCAGGCCACGAUAUUAGUGAUGGCGGUCUUGUAACGUGUCUCGUUGAAAUGGCUCUUGCUGGGCUCUGCGGCUUAGAAGUCGAUUUGACGACAGCGAUGAAUUCCCUUCCAGCGACAGCCUUUGCAGGAAAAGAUACGGCGCUGCAUCUUCUCUUUGCUGAAGAAAUUGGAUGGGUUUUGGAAGUUGAAGCAGAGAAUCUGCAAGAAGUUUUGGAAGAGUUCAAGAGAAAACAAGUUCCAGCGUAUCAUAUUGGACGUAGCAUCGGUCUCGGCCUUAAUUCCCAAGUUCAAAUUAAGAGUAACAGUCGUUAUUUGAUCGAUAUCGACGCUUUGUCGCUCUACAAGCAAUGGGAACAGACUAGUUAUGAACUGGAAAAAUUGCAAAUGAAUCCGGAAUGUGCGGAACAGGAGUACACAAGUCUUGAUUUUAGAUCAGGACCUAAAUAUGCAUGUACUUUCAAUCCCGAUCAAGAACUCGUUUACAAAGAAAUGUCGUCUCCUGUCGUUGUUGCCUGCAUUCGUGAAGAAGGAACAAAUGGCGAUCGUGAAAUGAUAGCAUCUCUCAUCAAAGCCAAAUUUGAGGUCCAUGACGUGACAAUGCAGGAUCUUAUGCAAGGCAAGACCACUUUAGACCGUUAUCGUGGCGUAAUAUUCCCCGGUGGAUUCUCCUAUGCCGACACUCUAGGUUCCGCCAAAGGAUGGGCAGCCAGUGUCCUCUGCAACGAACGCAUUGCCAAUCAAUUCAAGCAUUUCAAGGCACGUCCAGACACCUUUUCGCUCGGCGUUUGCAACGGAUGUCAAUUGAUGAGUUUGAUUGGUUGGGUCGGCGACGACUUCCACGAAACAAAUGGCCUGCCAAAUGGAAAUCACCCGGAUGCCUUGGAAGAUCCAAAUGUUGCCUUGUUACACAACAAAUCCGGUCGUUUCGAGUGCCGCUGGAGUUGCGUCAAAAUUCCCAAGUCCAAUGCCAUUAUGUUGAAGCGCAUGGAAGGUUCCGUUUUGGGAUGCUGGGUUGCGCACGGCGAAGGCCGGUUCUCCUUCAAAUCAGCCAAUGUCUUGGAGCAACUCAAGAGAUCGAAUUGUAUCACGUUGCAAUAUGUCGAUGACUAUCAGCAACCGACCGAAGUGUAUCCGAUGAAUCCGAAUGGCAGUGUUGACGGUAUUGCUGGAGUCUGUUCCGCAGAUGGACGUCAUCUGGCAAUGAUGCCACAUCCCGAACGUUGCACGCAAAUGUGGCAGUGGCCUUAUGUGACGAACAACUUUAAUUUCGAAAAAUGUCCAUGGCAAUUCAUGUUUGACGAAGCGUAUCUCUGGUGUUGCGAGACCGCAUCUCAAUGAAAAUUCUUCCCUGGAUGAUAAAGUACAUAUGCAUUUAAUUGGUAGCAAUUAAGAUUUUUUUAUAUAAUUUUUUCAAAGUUUAUCAAUAAUAAAAAUAUAAAAUGAAAAU